Molecule: messenger RNA, 249 nt
Organism: Exophiala oligosperma
Lineage: Eukaryota; Fungi; Ascomycota; Eurotiomycetes; Chaetothyriales; Herpotrichiellaceae
Exons: 1
Coding region: 1-249 (82 amino acids)
Source: RefSeq, a predicted model, not a curated record
AUGUCUUGUUCGAGGACUUCAUCCACGUCGUCGGCGUCGUUGCACUCCGAGUCGUCUUCUCAUCCUCCUCCUCGCCACGUCUCGUCAGUCUGUUACCCCAAGGGCAAGUGGUACGACUGCCUCCGCCCGACCACCACCCCUUACCAAGGGUUCGGCAGCAUGGCAAACUUUGCCGGUGCGACGGGGAAAGAGAACCAGAUCGACGUAGGGGAGAGUUGGACGCGCGAUGUACACGGCAAGAUGAGGUAG